Molecule: messenger RNA, 1711 nt
Organism: Cyprinus carpio (common carp)
Lineage: Eukaryota; Metazoa; Chordata; Actinopteri; Cypriniformes; Cyprinidae
Exons: 11
Coding region: 1-1632 (543 amino acids)
Biological process (GO): cell division; regulation of attachment of spindle microtubules to kinetochore
Source: RefSeq, a predicted model, not a curated record
AUGAAGAACGAAAAUGCAAGCGGACACAAAGCACCGUGUUUGGAGGAAGGGAGAUCUUCCCGAUCAGCUGUGUCUGACGUGUCCCCCAGCUCGGUCAGGAGUGUGAGGUGUGACCACACAGCGGAGAUCCCAGCGAGCCGUCUGUGGCCUGAGCUCCCGGAGAGUCCUCUGCUGAACUCCACAUCGCUGGCUAACGAUGAUUAUGCCUGCACACCUGUUCCUCAAGACCCAGCCCAGAAAAAGGACAUGGGACUAAAAGAGGCUUCUGCUGACCAUCAGCAGCUGAAGAACGCCCCUCAGGUUUUAGGUGACGGGCCUCUACAGGAGCAGCUCAGACAGAUGGCGGAGAUGUUGAUGGUUGCGUCGGGGAGGGUGUUUGCUCGUGCUCCAGCAGCGGUGGAGAUGCGCAGCGCGUGCGUCUGGAGCUCCCCGGUUCAGCAGACGGAGCGCAGCACUAAUACCUCCGCAGCGCUCGAGGUUUCCGAUGCCUGCACUUCGACUGACUCUCUGCUGUGGAACCUGACUCCUGGAGAUCUGGAGCACGUGUCUCGAUCGGAGUUGGAGCAGAGAUUGACUUCCACGCUCGUCAUGGUGGAGGUUCUUUCCCAGCAGCUCACUUCUGCACGGGCUCACGAUCCCAGCAGAGACGCUUCUCCAUCAGACCUCAGAGAGAAACUCAUCCAGACGGACCACACAGAGCUCACACAGAAUGGGACGUUCAGAGAUCUGUAUGGCAUUGCUCUGGAGAGAAUUCAGAGUCUGGAGCAUGAUCAGGAGCUUCUUCUCAGUUUAUAUGACGGCGUUCAGGCAGUGAGGACUGGGAUGAAUUCGUUUAAGUGUAGCACAGAGGAUGCCAUCUUCAAGAUGAAACAGAUUGGUGAUUCAGUUAAUGUUGAUCAGGAAACUUUAUCUAGACAGCUCAGUCAGAUGAAGUGUGUUUGUGGGAGGUACAAGGAGACGCUGCGGAGGAUGGAGCAGAAGAUGAAAGACAUGACGCAUCGCAUGGACGAGGCUCUAGAGCAGAGAGAAGCGGCCUUCAGCGUUACGCAGCAGGUGAGGGACUGUCAUGCUGCUCGGGUGGCAGAGCUAGAGCACACUGCUGGGUCUCACCAGGAGCUGAUGACCGCUCUUAAACUGGCCUACCCAUCACUGGUUGAUCUGAGCAAGUCAUGCAUGGAGUCCAUCGGUGCUGCAAAUGAGCAUUUGAGAAGGAAGCACGAAGAUCACACGAGCUUGUUAGCGGAGCUGAGAAAGGCUCAAGAGCUGAUUCGGAGGACGAACCCAGUGCUUCUCCAGCUCCGUCAGAGGAGUGUGACUGCUGUGGAGAGCAGAGGACAGCAUCAGGCAGAGAGAGACCGAGCCGUGCAGGAGAGAGACCUGGUGGAAGCUGAGCUAGAGCACACCAGGUCAAGCUUGCGUGAUGCCAGGCAGCAGGUUUCAGACUUCAGCACGCAGCAGAGCAUCAUGACUUCAGAGAUGUCUGUGCUGAGAGAGCAGCUGAAUCAGGCAGAAGAGGAGCGCUUUCAGCUGCAGAGGAGGAGCGCUGAGCUCUCAGCCACUGUCUCCUCCACGCUGGCCUCCUACACCUCCCUGGAGCAGACCCUCGCCUCCCAGACCAGCAAGACACACUAAACAGAUAUUUAGCAGAAUAUUUUAAGAUUAGGCCACAUUGAGCUGCACUUACACUGUAUGAGCGAGAAACAAAAACAAC